AUGGUAUUUUUAUCAGUGGUGAAUUGGGUGAGAAGCCGAGGCCCAGAUGAAUUUUGGAGAAAAAGGAAAAUUUUUCGUUUAGCAGCGCACUAUAUAGGUCGCCGAAGAAAUUGUUACUCAAUAGCUGUUAGAAAUGUUCACAGAGCUUUGGUUUAUGCAACAAAAGCAAGAAAACUGAAAAAAGCAGAUAUGAAAGUUUUAUGGGAGACUCGAAUCACAGCUGCUUGUGAGCAGCAUAAUAUCACAUAUUUUACUCUUAAGGAGGGUUUAGAUCGAGCAAACAUAAUGCUGGACCGUAAGUCAUUAUCAGACUUAGCAUCUUGGGAACCACACACAUUUGAAUGUUUAGCAGCAGUAGCGAAGCAGAAACUAAGUUAUGAUGGCUUUAUAGAUACUACAGAUAAGAAUACACCUACUGGUGUUAACUUGAACCUCAAAGAUGUGAUGUUAGAUGUAUGGCUAAAGGAAAACAAAAAAUAA
Galleria mellonella (greater wax moth) is the source of this 480-nucleotide messenger RNA. RefSeq names its product 39S ribosomal protein L20, mitochondrial-like. Bases 1 to 480 code for a protein of 159 amino acids. Gene Ontology annotation, cellular component: ribosome. NCBI's taxonomy places the organism in Eukaryota, Metazoa, Arthropoda, Insecta, Lepidoptera, Pyralidae. Gene Ontology annotation, molecular function: rRNA binding; structural constituent of ribosome. The record is from RefSeq and is a predicted model, not a curated record. The transcript has a single exon. Gene Ontology annotation, biological process: ribosomal large subunit assembly; translation.